CCUGCCCCACUUCUCGGCGCGCCCCAGCAUAGAUUCGGGCCAUCGGCGGCUUCGAUGGAAAGAAGCUCGCGACGAGGGAGCGGCGCUCGAGAUGCAGCUCGGGCCACGCGCGCUGCCUCGGGCACCGGACAGCGCCGGACGAGCGUGCCUCGUCUCCGUCUUGCUCCCAGCAGGCGCAGCCUCGAGAUGUCAGCGUGCAGGAAGCUCGAGGAGCGCGCAGCCGGCGCCGGCCUGGUGCUGGGGCGAAGUGGAGGUGCGCUGCGCUGGCGAUGCACGUGACACUGCCGCGCUGUGGCUCCAUGCCGACGGGGCCGCUGCCUCGAGCACCCUCCUUCCACUCCAUCACACCAGCGCGCUCAGGCCACUUUCUCAUGGCGUCGUCUUUCCGCACUCUGCUGCCCACCGCACGCAGCGCAGCGCGCCUGCAGCCACGUGCGGCGCCUCUGCGCACGCUCAGCACGGCGCCGCAUCUGCAAGGCUCGAGCCACGCCAGCACCUCGCGGCAUCAACUGUCUUCGACGGUGCCGCAUCAGUCGCUCCGACGCACUCGGCAGCACGCAGCGAACUUCUCUUCCUCUUCACGCGCUUUCGCAGCCGCAUCCGAGACGCAGAAGGCCUGCCCGACGUGCCACGCCGCCAACCCGCCCGAGGCACUCGUGUGCCAAGACGCAAAGUGCGGUGCACUGCAAGUCGUGCCGCCCGGAGUGUCGCCUUGGCAACUGCUGGGCGUCGAGCGCGGCGCAGCACAUGGCUGGCAAGUAGACUUGCCGGCGCUCAAACAGGCAUGGCGGAAAUGCAUGGGCGCAGCGCAUCCGGAUCGAGCUAGGAAUGGCGGAGAGCACCAGAUACGCCUAGCUGAAGCGCAAUCCUCGGCGCUCAACAAGGCCUACGAGACUCUGCGCUCGCCAUUGCUACGCGCACACUGGCUGCUCGAAGAUCUCGGCGCCGACGUGCCGGCAGAAGACGAGGGCGUAGAUGAUGCAGAGCUGCUGAUGGAGGUGAUGGAGCUGCGCGAGGCGCUGGACGAGGCCAGUUCGUCAGAGGCGGUGGACGAGGUUCGCGAGCAGAACGAGGCGCACAUCGAGCGGACGAUCCAGCAGCUGGGCGAGGCCUUUGCGGCGGAGCCGGUAGACAUACAGGCGGCGCGAGAGGGCAGUGUGCGCCUGCGCUACUGGCUCAACAUCGAGAAGGCGGCGAAGGAGCGGCUGGACUGAGAGCACAGCAGCAUGCCGA
Molecule: messenger RNA, 1233 nt
Organism: Tilletiopsis washingtonensis
Lineage: Eukaryota; Fungi; Basidiomycota; Exobasidiomycetes; Entylomatales
Exons: 4
Coding region: 372-1214 (280 amino acids)
Biological process (GO): protein complex oligomerization; [2Fe-2S] cluster assembly
Cellular component (GO): mitochondrion
Molecular function (GO): ATPase activator activity; protein-folding chaperone binding
Source: RefSeq, a predicted model, not a curated record